Helianthus annuus (common sunflower) is the source of this 1052-nucleotide messenger RNA. RefSeq names its product heavy metal-associated isoprenylated plant protein 39. The record is from RefSeq and is a predicted model, not a curated record. The transcript has 3 exons. Gene Ontology annotation, molecular function: metal ion binding. NCBI's taxonomy places the organism in Eukaryota, Viridiplantae, Streptophyta, Magnoliopsida, Asterales, Asteraceae. Bases 162 to 779 code for a protein of 205 amino acids.
AUUCUCUCUCCUCGUUUGCAAAUUCUUGUUUUGAUUCCAAUUUCUCAUUCUUUUGUCCAUAAAUCUUCUCCUUUUUCAACAAACCAUUAUUCAUUUCCACUCUCUCUCUCUCUCUCUCUCUCUCUCUCUAACUCUUUUCUGGGCCAAAUUCUCUCACCCAAAUGAAGAAGUUCAUAUUGAAAUUGGAAUUGCAUGACAAUAAAGACAAGAGAAAAGCAUUGAAGAUUGUCUCUGCUCUCUCAGGGAUUGAUGCAGUCACCGUAAACAUGAAGGACCAUACUAUAAUAGUCGUUGGAACUGUCGAUCCAAUCAAUGUUGCUAGCAAAUUGCGCAAGUUUUGGACAACUGAUAUAGUAUCAGUGGGCCCUGCAAAAGAACCAGAGAAGAAAGAGGAAGCAAAGAAGGACGACGGUAAGAAAGAGGAGGCAAAGAAGGACGACGGCAAGAAAGAGGAGGGAAAGAAAGAAGAAGAUAAAAAGGACGAGGGAAAGAAGGAAGAUGACAAGAAAGAUUCAAAGGAGGACGCCAAGAAAAACGAAGGUGAUAAGGGAGAAGAGAAGAAGAAGCUGGCACUACCACAACCAAUGCCGGGGAUGUAUAUGCCACGACCGUAUUACCCUCCAAUACACACCUAUUACAACAAUUAUCAACAAUAUCAACCGUAUCAACAGUAUCAACCAUAUCAACAAUAUCCAGUACCUUAUCAACAAUAUCCAGUAUCUUAUCAACAACGUCAUCACAGUGUAGAGGAGAAUCCAAACGGGUGUGUUAUUUCUUAAAAUUCUCACAUCCAACAAUAAUUUCCAGACCUACACAAUUUUGAUGAGGGAUGGUCUCUUCAUAAUCACAACACUCGUUAAUAUGCAUUUACCUUGAUGCACAAGUUAAGCCAAGGCGUAAAAACUUUUACUAUUAUAUUAUUGUUAUUUUCUGUUGUAUAAAAAGAAUGGAACUUUAUUUGGUGGGAACAUACUAGAAAUUUUGAUCCUUAUGUUUAAUAAUGUAUGAUGUAAAGAUGUAAAUAAAUUAUGUUUGAACCUAUGAUUACUGUC